Molecule: messenger RNA, 1545 nt
Organism: Dermacentor andersoni
Lineage: Eukaryota; Metazoa; Arthropoda; Arachnida; Ixodida; Ixodidae
Product: zinc finger HIT domain-containing protein 1
Biological process (GO): chromatin remodeling
Source: RefSeq, a predicted model, not a curated record
GUGGUUAAUCGAGCACAAAAACCUUGACGCUAUGACUAAAAAGCAGCUUCAACGAUCAAAUUAAAAGAAAAUCAACUGCCUAUUUGCCUGAGGUAAAAAAGAAUCCUUAGACACCUCGAUUGUUCAUGUCAAUGGUUUGUGUAAAUUAAAAAAUUCAGCAUGUUCAGCGCCCCUAGCAGAGAAAGCACAAAUUAAACUAUCCGACCAAAUUACAGUAGCUUCACUUGCGCGCUUACGCUGAAACGCGCCUCGAUUGAUUUUUCGCCCUCUGUGGCCAUUUGUUGAACUUGAGAGUGUGCGGGGCCGAGCGUACGCGACCGGCAAAAAACAACCAUAUUAAAUUUUGCUCUGAAAAAAAAAAAAAAAUUUGCACUUCCGCUUUCGGAUUGAACAACGUCAUCUGGCGUCCGCCUAAGUAAGUUCCAUGCGCUGCCGCUGCUUAUUUUCGAACCACGGCGGAAGGUACGGUUUACCUUCUCUAAUUUGGUUCUUCAUUCUAUGGUACGGACGAUACACUACUGUGACGCUACCCCCUACCCCCAUUACACCAUAAGUGGUUCCUUAUCGUAUGGUCUAGCAUUGACGCUUUGUAAAUGGCUAAGCGGAAACUGUUUGCAUCGGAAGAAGCGCGAACCAAAAUGAGCGGAUCUUUUUACCAUAUAAGUAGCGGCGACAAACGCGAGUCAGGUCGAGUGAAGGAUGCCAAUAUGCGUCGUGUGCUUGAUCCUGCAGCUCGAAUGCGCCGCCAGAAGAAAGCUGUGGACGGCCUGGAACACGACAACUUCCACGACGACCCGCAUGCCAAUCUGGUGAUGCACAAGAAGGCGCCAAAGUUUGAGGAAACCUUUGAAGCGAAGCGCAAACGCAGAAGCAAAGGUGAGCCCUUCAAGGCGCGCUUUAAGAGGAGCUUCAACGCCCUGUUAGAAGAGCAUCAAGCCAGCAACCCGGAGCCGCCCAAUUACAGCCACGCUAAUGUGCCCCCGUCCAAGUUGCCACCGAGGCACUUUUGUGCCGUUUGCGGCUUCCAGUCGAACUACACUUGCGUUUCCUGUGGUUCAAGGUACUGUUCCAUCAAGUGCCUAGGUGUUCACCGGGACACCCGCUGCUUGAAAUGGACAGCGUAGAGAUCAACAAACGAUACCUUUCGUGAAUUCUCACAGUGCUGCAUCAAAGCGAUAUUACUGGCGCAGGUCAGCUGUUUAACACGAAACCUUGUGUUCAUGACUUCUAACUGUGUACUGUUGCAAUAGGAAGCAUAAUGUAUGGCAUGGUCGUGGGCGACUGUAGUUGUUUCCUUCGCACCACCCGAAGCUAGCCAAUGAGGGCUGACCUUUAUCGAGGCAUGUAAGUACAGGCGGGAACAAAACGUUGUUCCGUCUGCGAAUUUCUGGUAUUGGUAGGCAUGAAAGGCGAAGCUGAAGGCGGAAGUUUGAGAUGCGCUCGCAGAUCCUGCAAUAUUUUGUCUCUGCCUGUACAUGCAUGUCAUAAUCGGCAAAUGCACACAUAGUACAGAGUUCGGGCAAAGUAAAAGUUGUUGCAGAUUUG